UGGUGACGACAACUACGCCGAAAAUUUCAGCAUUAGUUAAGCAGCACAAAAAUGGUUAUAGGUAAUCAAGAUACAGGGGGCACAAAUAGUGUGCCCCAUCCUUCGGGAAUUCCACAAGAUAAAAUCGACAAUAUAAUGAGCGGCAUUGCCAAUACGGGCGAUGUGAAAAUGAAUAAUCACAGAAAAAAACUGAGACAGAGAUUUGAUAUAAUUAAGAAAUUAGGUCAGGGUACCUAUGGCAAGGUGCAAUUGGGUAUUAACAAAGAGACUGGACAAGAGGUUGCUAUUAAAACCAUUAAGAAAUGUAAAAUAGAAGCUGAAUCGGAUUUAGUAAGAAUACGAAGAGAGGUACAGAUUAUGAGUUCUGUACAGCAUCCAAAUAUAAUACAUAUUUAUGAAGUAUUUGAAAAUCGUGAAAAAAUGGUUCUGGUAAUGGAAUUCGCCGCUGGCGGUGAACUUUAUGAUUAUUUGUCGGAACGCAAGGUGCUAAGCGAGGAGGAGGCCCGACGAAUAUUUCGCCAAGUGGCCACCGCUGUUUAUUAUUGUCACAAGCAUAAAAUUUGCCAUCGAGAUUUGAAAUUAGAAAAUAUUUUAUUAGAUGAACAUGGCAAUGCAAAGAUUGCCGAUUUUGGUUUGUCAAAUGUCUUUGACGAUCAACGUUUGCUGGCCACAUUUUGUGGCUCACCCCUCUAUGCUUCGCCGGAAAUUGUCGAAGGUACACCCUAUCACGGCCCUGAGGUAGAUUGCUGGUCUCUGGGUGUACUGCUAUAUACUCUAGUCUAUGGUUCUAUGCCAUUCGAUGGUUCCAAUUUCAAAAGACUUGUCAAACAAAUUAGCCAAGGCGAUUAUUAUGAACCAAAGAAGCCUUCGCGUGCCUCAUCACUGAUACGUGAAAUGUUAACUGUAUGUCCCCGCAAACGUGCCAAUAUUGAACAAAUUUGCUCACAUUGGUGGGUAAAUGAAAACGAUAAUGUUUCGUGCUUAGAAUUGGCCGAAGAUUUGGCCAAUCAAACACCCGUACGUUUAGAUGUGCUGUUAUCGUUGACACCGGCAGCUGUUACGGCCGAACAAUUGGUAGUUCCUUCGGCAGCUGAUGCAGCUGUUGGUGCUAAAGGUGGUGCCAUACCCCGAAGUCAUUCGGUGGGUUCAAUACGUGAAAUUGGACCACCCACAACAACUACGGAAGCGGAACGUAGAAUAUUGGAUAUGGUAGCUGCCGGUGGUGAGGCAGCGCUUAUGCCAUCUCCUACACGUACCAUUACACCUGCACAAAGUCCAAUACAGACAAAACGUAAACUUGAGAAUACCGUUUCAACAGAAAAUGCCACCGGUGUUGCUCUGAAGAAAAAGGAGAAGCCCGGCAGUACCCAUACCUUAGCUGGUGUUGGUGGGGCCGAACAGACAACAGCCACCUCCACCAUUGUAGAAGAAGAACCUACACCAAUGGAAACCGAGGAAACCACUUCUGCUGCGGCUGACGAGCCUUUACCACCCUCCGCGGCUGGUAUUAAAAGUAAUGCCUCACGCAAUUUCUCCGUCAAGGAUAUCCAGGCAGUUGGUGACAUAUGUGAACAGUUAAUACAGGAACCAACACCCAGCACCGCCGCCACCAACAUGCCAGCUGAACGGUUCUCUCCCGAAAAAGAACUAGUUCGCCAGUUGACUAGCACAAAAUUGGACGCUAACGCCGCCACCAGUGCUGAAGAAGAUCCCGAUAAGACUAAAGGUGCCACCAAAGUCAUUAAGAAAUUUGUCAAUAAACACAAGACCGCCGAUUUGGUUAAUGUCAUUGGUAAAAUUGAUGCCGACGAAAGUGCCAAAGCCUCAGAGACUACAAAAACGAAAACUGCAACAGAAUCCGCCGCAGCCACCACCAAACCAUUUGUGCGUAAAUGCAGUUUACAGGAUGAAUCUCCACUCAAUAAGUUCAACAAUGAACGUCGAAAAUCACGCAUUAUGGAGACUGCAGAAAAAUUCCAAGCAAUGAAUGCCGGCCAGGCUGCUGCAGAUAAACCCAAAAAAAUGGUUAUACCCGGUGUCAGUGUGGGCAAUUAUAAAAAAGAAUAUGAACGUAAGGCCUCAACUCCGGCCACCGUUCCGGGUCAACAGUUAACAGCUGGUGAACGUCGUGCUCUGGAAGAAGUUGCAGCGGCAGCCGCUGCUGCAGCAGCUGCUGAAGCUGAAAAUGCCGCACAAAAUGAAGAGCUAACAGAAGCCAAUGAUAAUACAUCAAAUGUAGAGGCAAGCGAUUCAAAGGCUUCCGUAUCAUCAUUUUCGCUGGAAGAUGCCCGUAAAUCUAUGGAAAAUUCAAUAGCCUUAAUACGUCAAGCCCAAUCGGAAUCAUCCAAAGAACUUAAUAAUUUAUGUGCCAAACCCGAAACGCCCGGUGUUGGUGGUGUUUAUGAAACGCAACAAAUUGGUAUGCCGCAACAACCGGCUGUAGAACGUGAACAAAAAUUAAAGAAUGCUCGUACCAUCAUUGGAAAUGCUAUACAGCCAGUUUUACGUCACAGGCCACAGUCAACACAGCCAUUAGCAUGUUCUUCAUCGUAUUUCGGCAACGGCGGCGGGGGCUAUGAUCAAAUGCGUGCCAACAGUGGAAGUUAUUUAGGAUAUGGCGGUAGUAGUAAUGCCGCCGGUAAAUCAUUUACCGGUAAUGAUCCCAUGAUGACAAACCGAGGAGGAGGAUUCGUUGGACUUGGAGGUAACAAAAUGGGUUAUAACGAACCAAUGACACCGCCAUCUCCAGCACCAGCCGCACCACCAACACAAUCCAUGACAAUGCGUAACAGACCCGCUGUAGUACAGCAUAGUACAACACUGCCAGCAAAUGCUGCCGCCCUCGCCGCUGCACGGCAAACAUUAAUGGGGCGUUUAGCUGCUGGCGGUAUUGGUAGUUUUCCACCACCGGUAGCGACCAACACACCAAUUGGAAAUGAACAUUAUCAUCAUCCGCAGCAGCAACAACAACAAACGAAAUCACUACACAGUAUGCAUGCACCAACACCACACCAACAAACAUCAUCAUCACCAUUCUAUGCAACAUCACCAUCAUCACAACAACCACUUGCACUACCGUCGUCCUCCUAUCCACAACACCAUCCACUGUUGGCAACGCCAUUUGGUCCACAAACAGCCACCGCCACCAACGCCACCAUCAGUCCAAAUGCCAAAGCCGUCUCCAAUAAAACCAACAACACGACCACCACCUCCACAAUCACCUCGAAUGCCAUAAACACAAACAGUACGCCAAAACCGUUUUACAAUGCAUCUUCUUCUUCCUCGACGCCAUUGUGGAAAA
Messenger RNA from Musca vetustissima, 3301 nucleotides. Its product is annotated as serine/threonine-protein kinase par-1-like. The record is from RefSeq and is a predicted model, not a curated record. The annotation marks the transcript as partial. Lineage: Eukaryota; Metazoa; Arthropoda; Insecta; Diptera; Muscidae. The transcript is spliced from 7 exons. Gene Ontology annotation, biological process: protein phosphorylation; intracellular signal transduction; microtubule cytoskeleton organization. Gene Ontology annotation, molecular function: ATP binding; protein serine/threonine kinase activity; tau-protein kinase activity. Gene Ontology annotation, cellular component: cytoplasm.